AUGGAACCACGAUCGGCAGAGCAAUUCAUCUCAGCCAACAAACAUCACUUCGACUCCGAGCACGUUAGCCAAAAGCACGAUGAACAGCCCUUGCACGCUGAAAUGGCCAAAAGAAUUGGGAAAGCUUUACUAAAGGCAUAUCCAUUUGAUGAUGAGAAUACGACAGUGCUAGACUUUGCAUGUGGAACAGGCCUGGAUCUUUAUUGCCUGAAUUCCCGUGUUCUCGCCCCGUAUGUUAAAUCUAUCGUUGGGGUCGACAUCAGUCAGGAAAUGGUCGACAGGUACAACAAGCGUGUAGAGAACCAGGGAAUUCCCCGCGAGGAAAUGCGCGCGAUCUGCAUUCCAGAGCAAUUGCAGACCCACGCAAAUGACCUUCGACUUGCGAAACUGCUUGGAGAUAUAGAAUUCGAUGUUGCUAUAUGCUGCAUGUCUUAUCACCACUUUCCCUCCAUCUCUUCCAUUACACGCACGCUCUCGUCACUUCUAAAACCUGGCGGACAUCUAUAUAUUGCGGAUGUCGAAUCUAUCCCAAUACAAUCAACACCUCAUGGACCCAGUAAUAAUAGCGUUGUCAUGCACAAAUACGGAUUUUCAAAACUGGAAAUGAAGGAUGUUUUUGUACAGGCAGGAUUGGCUGACAUAGACGCGGCUUCGGAAACGGGACAUAUUGGUAGUAGGUUCACUUAUAGCAUUGCGACUCGUGCCUUCAAGAAAGGGAAAGCAGUAAAUAUAUUUCUCGCAAGGGGUGUGAAACCACAGAAACCAAAACCCUGA
Lentinula edodes (shiitake mushroom) is the source of this 774-nucleotide messenger RNA. RefSeq names its product S-adenosyl-L-methionine-dependent methyltransferase. The record is from RefSeq and is a predicted model, not a curated record. NCBI's taxonomy places the organism in Eukaryota, Fungi, Basidiomycota, Agaricomycetes, Agaricales, Omphalotaceae. The transcript is spliced from 5 exons. The coding region runs from base 1 to 774 and encodes 257 amino acids.